This is a messenger RNA of Oryza sativa Japonica Group (Japanese rice), 4508 nucleotides long. RefSeq names its product receptor kinase-like protein Xa21. The record is from RefSeq and is a predicted model, not a curated record. Gene Ontology annotation, biological process: protein phosphorylation. Lineage: Eukaryota; Viridiplantae; Streptophyta; Magnoliopsida; Poales; Poaceae. Gene Ontology annotation, molecular function: ATP binding; protein kinase activity; protein binding.
UUCCUUCUUUCUAGCAAUGGUGGCGACCGGGUUCUCUUUCUUGCUCACGCUGCUGCUCCUUGCAACUGCUGUUCCACCAGCUCCCACGACCAGAGCUCAGCCUGCCACCGACCACCUUGCACUGAUGGCCUUCAAGUCGCAAAUAACCCGUGAUCCGUCGUCAGCAAUGGCCUCGUGGGGUGGCAACCAAUCGCUCCAUGUCUGCCAAUGGCGAGGUGUGACGUGCGGCAUCCAGGGACGCUGCCGUGGCCGUGUGGUGGCGCUGGACCUCAGCAACCUUGAUCUUUCUGGCACCAUUGAUCCUUCCAUAGGCAACCUCACCUACCUGAGAAAGCUUGAUCUCCCUGUGAAUCAUCUAACUGGUACCAUCCCUUCAGAGCUUGGUCGUCUUCUCGACCUCCAGCAUGUCAACCUGAGCUAUAAUUCUCUGCAAGGUGGCAUUCCGGCAUCACUGUCACUAUGCCAACAGCUUGAGAACAUCAGUCUGGCAUUCAACCACCUAUCAGGAGGGAUACCUCCAGCCAUGGGUGAUUUGUCCAUGCUGCGCACAGUCCAGUUGCAGUACAACAUGCUUGAUGGAGCGAUGCCUCGCAUGAUAGGUAAGCUGGGCAGCUUAGAGGUCCUUAACCUCUACAACAACAGCCUUGCAGGAAGCAUUCCGUCAGAGAUUGGAAACCUCACCAGUCUAGUAAGUCUUAUCCUGAGCUACAAUCACUUGACAGGUUCAGUUCCAUCUUCUCUUGGUAACCUUCAGAGGAUCAAGAAUUUGCAACUGAGGGGGAACCAACUUUCAGGGCCAGUUCCAACGUUCUUGGGGAACCUAUCUUCACUAACCAUUCUUAAUCUUGGCACUAACAGAUUUCAGGGGGAGAUUGUGUCAUUGCAAGGACUGUCAUCUCUGACUGCCCUAAUUUUGCAAGAAAACAACCUUCAUGGUGGCAUCCCUUCUUGGCUAGGAAACCUCUCUUCACUAGUUUACCUAAGCUUGGGAGGGAACAGAUUAACUGGAGGAAUUCCUGAAUCAUUAGCAAAACUUGAGAAGCUAUCUGGACUUGUUCUUGCUGAAAACAAUCUUACAGGUAGCAUUCCUCCCUCCCUAGGAAAUCUUCAUUCUCUAACAGAUUUGUACCUAGAUAGGAAUCAGCUCACUGGGUACAUUCCUUCUUCCAUUUCCAAUCUCUCCUCUCUUAGAAUAUUCAAUGUACGGGAUAACCAGUUAACAGGAUCAUUACCAACUGGCAACAGAGUCAACUUCCCAUUGCUUCAAAUAUUUAAUGCAGGGUACAAUCAGUUCGAGGGUGCCAUUCCAACUUGGAUGUGCAACUCUUCUAUGCUUAGCUCAUUUUCAAUAGAAAUGAAUAUGAUUUCAGGAGUAGUUCCUCCUUGCGUUGAUGGCCUAAAUAGUUUGUCAGUCCUGACAAUUCAAAACAAUCAACUCCAGGCAAAUGACAGUUAUGGUUGGGGAUUCCUUUCUAGUUUAACUAAUAGUAGUCAGUUGGAGUUUCUAGAUUUCAGCAGCAACAAAUUUCGAGGGACUCUACCAAAUGCAGUAGCAAAUCUUUCUACAAAUUUGAAAGCUUUCGCCCUAAGCGAAAACAUGAUAAGUGGCAAGAUCCCUGAAGGAAUUGGAAACCUUGUUAAUUUAUUGUACCUUUUCAUGAGCAACAAUUCUUUUGAGGGUAAUAUUCCUAGCUCACUUGGUACACUCUGGAAGCUGAGUCAUUUAGACCUUGGAUUCAAUAAUCUAUUGGGCCAAAUUCCACCUGCCCUUGGUAAUCUCACAUCGUUGAAUAAACUCUAUCUUGGACAAAAUUCACUUAGUGGGCCUCUGCCAUCCGAUCUUAAAAAUUGUACUUUAGAAAAAAUUGAUAUUCAGCACAAUAUGCUCAGCGGUCCAAUUCCAAGGGAGGUUUUUCUCAUAUCUACCCUGUCUGAUUUCAUGUACUUCCAAAGCAACAUGUUCAGUGGGUCACUACCAUUGGAAAUCAGUAACUUGAAAAAUAUUGCAGACAUCGAUUUCUCUAAUAACCAAAUUUCUGGUGAAAUUCCUCCAUCUAUUGGUGAUUGUCAAAGCCUGCAAUAUUUUAAGAUACAGGGGAACUUCCUUCAAGGGCCAAUCCCAGCAUCAGUGAGUCGGCUGAAAGGUCUUCAAGUACUUGAUCUUUCACACAACAACUUUUCUGGAGACAUUCCUCAAUUUCUAGCAAGCAUGAACGGCCUAGCUAGUUUGAACCUCUCAUUCAACCAUUUUGAAGGGCCAGUUCCUAAUGAUGGGAUAUUUCUCAAUAUAAAUGAAACUGCAAUUGAAGGGAAUGAAGGCUUGUGUGGGGGUAUACCUGAUUUGAAGCUGCCUCUUUGCUCCACUCACUCCACCAAAAAGCGGUCUUUGAAGCUUAUCGUAGCAAUUUCCAUAAGCAGUGGAAUCCUAUUGCUUAUCUUGCUUUUAGCUCUAUUUGCAUUCUGGCAAAGGAAUAAGACACAAGCAAAAUCGGACUUGGCACUUAUCAAUGAUUCGCAUCUAAGAGUAUCUUAUGUUGAAUUAGUCAAUGCAACAAAUGUUUUUGCUCCUGAUAACCUCAUUGGAGUAGGAAGCUUUGGAUCAGUGUACAAAGGACGAAUGACGAUCCAAGACCAAGAAGUAACUGUUGCAGUUAAAGUGCUGAAUCUCCAACAGCGUGGGGCUUCUCAAAGCUUCAUUGCAGAAUGUGAGGCUCUGAGAUGUGUUCGGCAUCGAAAUCUUGUGAAGAUCCUAACAGUCUGCUCAAGUAUUGAUAUUCAGGGCCAUGACUUCAAGGCUCUUGUAUAUGAGUUCAUGCCAAAUGGAAAUUUGGACCAAUGGCUACACCAGCAUCUUGAGGAAAAUGGGGAAGACAAGGUUUUAAAUAUCAUCAAAAGGCUCGACAUUGCCAUUGAUGUGGUUUCUGCACUUGAUUAUCUUCACCAACAUAGGCCAUUGCCAAUUAUUCACUGUGAUCUCAAGCCAAGCAAUAUUCUCCUAGAUAGUGAAAUGGUUGCUCACGUUGGUGAUUUUGGGCUUGCAAGAGUCCUGCAUCAAGACCAUAGUGACAUGUUAGAGAAAUCAAGUGGCUGGGCUACAAUGAGAGGAACAAUUGGAUAUGCUGCUCCAGAGUACGGUUUGGGCAAUGAGGUUUCAAUUCUGGGUGAUGUCUACAGCUAUGGUAUACUGUUGCUGGAGAUGUUUACCGGAAAAAGACCAACUGGCACUGAAUUUAGAGAAGCUCUCAGCCUUCAUAAUUAUGUAAAGAUGGCACUUCCAGACAAUGUGAUCGAUAUUGCAGACCAACACUUACUAUCAGAGAACAAUGAUGGAGAAGAAAUAAACUCAGAUGGCAAAAGAACAAGAGACACGAGAAUAGCCUGCAUCACAUCAAUUCUGCAGAUUGGAGUUUCCUGCUCAAAGGAAUCUCCAGCAGAUCGCAUGCAUAUUGGAGAAGCUUUGAAAGAAUUGCAGAGAACAAAAGACAAGUUUAGCUUGUCCCUGCGUUGAAGCAUCAAAUCUCUGAAUAAUUUGGCAUAAUAAUCCCCAGGCUAUAAUAGAUAUUUACAGCCUAGCAACCGAAGCCUUAUCAGCAUAGGUUCAGGUUGUAUGAGUAGCUUCAUGAUGUUCACACAUGCAGGGUGCUGUUACUGAACAAAAUAUAAGAACCAUAAACCAUUUGGCAUUUGCAGGAAGAAUAUGUAAAUCGACUAACUGCACAUACAGUUUUAUGUUUUUUAUUUUAUUUUUUUGCUUGUAGCCUACAAAACUAUUUUGAUGGAAGCAUUCGAUAUGUUACAGCACGCGAGUUCACAGAAAUUACACUAGCGGUCCUUAAACUUGUAACGAAGUUUUACAUAGGUCCACGAACUUGCAAAACGUGUAUCGAGAUCCUUAAACUUAGUUUAAUGUAUCAUCCCAAUCCAAAGCCUGGUUUGACCGUGGUCUUGCCUAUGUGGCAUGCCACGUGGAUGAUGACAUGGCUAAAUUUUCUUUUUCCCUUUUUUUUCUCCCCAUCUUUUCUCUCCUUCCUCACCUAGCGUGGAGAAAACUGCGGCGGAAGGGAGAGGAAGGAGGCAAAAUGGAGAAAAAAAAAGAUAAGAAGGGAGAAAAAAAGGAAGAAGAGAGAAAAAAUAAAAAAGUCCAUGUCAUCGUCCACGUAGCAUGCCACGUAGACAAGACCACGGUCAAACGAGGCUUUGGACCAGAAUGGUACAUUAAACCAAGUUUAGGGAUCUCGAUGUACGUUUUGCAAGUUUGUGGAUCUAAGUGAAACUCCAUUACAAGUUAAGGCCGUGCUCCCUGAAAAAUCUCAAUUCCAAUUGUUCCGUACUGCAAUUGCACUAAACUAACCAAAAGGAAUGGCCAUUUACCAAGAUCCAUACCCCAUACCCAUAGUAUAAUGUUUCUGUUUCCCCAUUUGGUCGAGAAGUUGCAAACUCAGAUGCAUCAACAUCAUCCCAAGCAAACGAGAGAGUAUCAGUGUAUUCACAAAAGAAAAAAAAAACAG